Racocetra fulgida is the source of this 388-nucleotide messenger RNA. The record is from the annotation of a GenBank genome assembly. NCBI's taxonomy places the organism in Eukaryota, Fungi, Glomeromycota, Glomeromycetes, Diversisporales, Gigasporaceae.
AUGGGAGACGACGAACAUCAGCACGAUUUCCAUGAAGCUGGAUCCGGUGCUUCAGCCACCUACCCUAUGCAAUGCUCAGCUCUUAGAAAGAAAGUUCACCUUGUUGGUCUCGAUAUUUUCACUGGAAAGAAACUCGAAGGUGGGUGUGAUUUUGAGUUGUGUAAUAUGGGUCUAUUACAUGUAAUCUGUUUUAACAUUGAUUUUAUGGUAGAUAUUUCUCCUUCUACUCAUAACAUGGAUGUUCCAAAUGUUAAUCGCACUGAAUUCCAACUUAUAAAUAUUGAUGACAAUUACUUGAGCUUGAUGACAAAUGACGGCUCCACCAAGGAUGAUGUUCGUGUUCCUGAAGGUGAAAUGGGUGAAAAGAUCCAAUCUGAUUUCGAUGAAG